Messenger RNA from Mollisia scopiformis, 2851 nucleotides. RefSeq lists its product as uncharacterized. The transcript has a single exon. Bases 124 to 2715 code for a protein of 863 amino acids. Lineage: Eukaryota; Fungi; Ascomycota; Leotiomycetes; Helotiales; Mollisiaceae. The record is from RefSeq and is a predicted model, not a curated record.
CACGCGAGCAGCCUUCUGCAUCAUCCAACCUCUCCAGCAUUUUACACCUGCAUCUCUCCAUGGAAUUAUCAUCAUACCUAAGAUGAAGCACCUAUCCUACAGCUUCAUCUGCUCAACUUCAUCAUGCCGCCCAAUCAACCCCCGCCUCAGGAAUACGCCCGCGUCCUUCUAAUCAUCAUCCUCCUCUUCUUCCUCUACACCUCUCCCGACCAGAAUGUCCCACCCGGCUUCCCCUCUCCUCACGACUACGCCGCCGAACGUGCCGCUCGCGCCCGUCAUUCCCUCGACAUCUUAAACUCCUCUCGGUGGCAAGACUUCUCUCCAAAAGGACCGACGACUCCGCGAGGUGAAGCAAGUCGGUACCUGAACCUCACAGGGUUUAGAGAGGAGGAUGAUUAUGCCUGGGACAGACUUUCUGCGUUCCAGAAGCGCAGUAGAGAGUUCAGCGUUGAGGCGAGAGGAGAGGGAGAUGGGACGGGCAAUGGAUUGACGGGCGAAGUGUUCGAGAACGUAACGGGCGUGGUGGUGGGGAAGUGGGUGCGGUAUACAGAUGAUUUGAAUGGGGAGCAGAGGCAGAGGAAUCUGAAUCUUACGGAGAUCGCGCCGGGGAUUGAUUGGGCCUUUAGGGAUGAGGAGUAUUGGACGAGGAAUAUUACGGGGAAUGAGGGGAGGUUGCAGAUUAGGAUUGAUGAGAGAAAUGUCGAGGGUAUGUCCUUUGAUGUUAUGGACAAGGACGUUGGGAGUGCAGAGAAGAGACCAUCGAGUUGGUAUACGGAUUAUGCGAGAGAGGUAGAAGCUUCUCUCAUUGUGCAGGAUGAGACGAGUAGCGGUGAUGGGUGGGAUAUGAAAGUCCAUGGCGUGCAUUGGCCGAGGAAUGGUGUUAUGAUUAUGACUACUACGAGCGAGAAGUUUGCUGGUAUCUUCGGACUCCCGCAUUUAACUCCAGAUUUGGAUCAUUAUAUAACGAGUCAGAAGGUUUUAAACAAGACUUUGGAGGAUGUCGUCGAGGGUAUGGAGAGAAUAACCUGGGGAGAUAAUGGCAAUCCGUGGACUGCGACGCCAAACAAUCAAGGGGAUGCAACUAUGCCAGCUCCUCAUUGCGAGUUUGUGCUAUAUGCCCAAGUAUAUCCUGUGGACUCAGACCAUGCUAUUGAUGCUGGGGGUCUCACGAUGACCACUGUGGUACACGACAUGGAGCAGGAGCUUCGCUUCCCAAAUGGCGCCCCUAUUCCACACAUUCCUGACAUGCAGGUAUCAGCAGUUAUAUUUUCACCUGACUGUGGAUUCGUUUUGGAAUCGAAAGGGCCGCCGUCGUUCCCCCAGACUGCUGGAAAGCAUCUUACUGGUAAGAAGCAGGAAGUAUGGCUUCAUGAUAUCCAGUACUGGCUGCAUAUCUUUGCUCUUGUGAUAUUUGGGCACAUACUGCUCAUGAAGAUCCAGUCGAAGGAAGCUUCGACACCUUCUACCGUCGGACGAGUCAGCUUAUACACAAUAGGCAUGAUGCUUAUGGCAGAUGCACUCCUAUUCUCUAGCAUGUCGCUUCUAAGUGCGACAGUUACGACCUUCUUCCCAUCUGCUAUUUUAACAUCGUUCGCUGCCUUGAUGUCAGUAGCUCUCGGAGUAAGGUUCAUAUCAGUGGUAUACAAUGUUCAAGAGCCGGAAAGACUUGAGCGGCAACGGGUUCGACAAGCUGCGGAAGCAAAUAAUGCUGCUGCAAGAGUAGCUCCGAACCCGACUCCAGCUCCUGUUCCAAUCAUCACAGCAGCAGGUGCAGAUGUGCCUCCAGUACAGGCUCCAGUACAAGCCAACUUGAAUCUAGCGCCUAUAAUCAUCCCCUCAGAUCAGGAUAUCGACGCUGAAAUCGCAGAGAAUGCCGCCGCCCCAGCUCCUACACUUCCAACAACCAACGCUCCAGCAGGAAUGCAAGUACCUCCACGCAAUAAUAGUUUCGGUGCCGUCUACAUGAAGUUCGUACUCACCUUGACCGUUAUCCUCUUCACUUCACUCUCCGCCAUGUCCUGGCCCGUCGGUAUCCGCAAUGUGUACAUACAUAUCCUCAGUUUCGUCUAUCUUUCUUUCUGGAUACCGCAAAUCAGACGGAACAUCAUGCGUAAUUGCCGCAAAGCUCUGCUCUGGAAGUUCAUAAUUGGACAAUCCGUCUUACGCUUAUUGCCUUUUGCGUACUUUUACCUCAGGGAAGAUAACGUUAUGUUUUCGAACACAGACUGGAAAGCAUUCUCUGUGUUAGCAGGUUGGGUAUGGAUCCAAAUCUGGAUAUUGGUUGCACAAGAAGUGCUCGGUCCUAGGUGGGGUCUACCAAAGGGCUGGACGGAAGAAGGAUGGGAUUACCACCCAAUCCUCCGAGAAGACAACGUCGAAGCAGGAGGUCUCCCGAUCGGACUUGUUCAGAUCCCCUCUUCUCCAACACUAGACAGAAUUAACACAGGCGACGAGCAAGGAAGCAGGAAGAAGAAAGACGGCAGCGUAAGAUCUGUCGAUUGUGCUAUCUGCAUGCAAGUUCUCGAAGUUCCAGUUGUCGCAGCAGGCGAGGAUGCGACUGGUAGUGGAGCGGCGGGGGGUGUGGCCGGUAUGCUGGCUCGGAGACAAUAUAUGGUUACGCCUUGUAGACAUGUCUUUCAUAGUGCGUGUUUGGAGGGCUGGAUGAGGUUUCGGUUGCAGUGUCCAAUUUGUAGAGAGAAUCUGCCGCCGUUGUAAGAUGGGUGAUGCUUGCAUUGGGUAGCGAUGGCGUUUGGGGGAUAAUGAAUACUUCAUGAUGCCUGUUUAUCAUUCACUUUCUUGGCGGUGUCUCGCAGCUCGAAGUUGGGUUCUUGUUCGAAGUAUCAGAAACUGC